This is a messenger RNA of Sarcophilus harrisii (Tasmanian devil), 5334 nucleotides long. It is a transcript of the gene RNF44, whose product is annotated as ring finger protein 44. The transcript has 11 exons. Lineage: Eukaryota; Metazoa; Chordata; Mammalia; Dasyuromorphia; Dasyuridae. Bases 573 to 1910 code for a protein of 445 amino acids. The record is from RefSeq and is a predicted model, not a curated record.
CCCCGCGAGCCCUGGCGCGCGCUCCCGCCGCUGCGCUCGCGGCCCCCGAAUGUUGUGAAUCAAAUGUUUGGUUCGUUCCAUCCCCCCGCUGCCGCCGCGGCGGACAGUUCUUAAAGGGCCAGUUACCCCGGAACAGGGCUCAGGAGGCGGCGGCGGCGGCGGCCCCGGCUGGGGAUCGGCCCGCGGCCCGCUGCCCCCCAGCCCCAACCCCGGGCUCGCUCGGGGUGGGGGGGAAAGGGGGGCUAGGCGGUCGUCGGAGAAAACAAAGAGUCGCCGGAAGAAGCCCGGCGGGGGGGCGGGGGGGCGGGGGUGAGGGGAGGGCGGUAGACAUUGUUCCGCAGGGCGGGGGUUCUUAAAGGGGCCGAGCUGCACCCCCAGCCUCGUUCCGCUCUCGGGCCGGAUCCAGCCGUCCAGGCUCGGGAACAAAGGGAAGCGGCCCCGGGGCUGCAGCCGGGAGGCUGAACGGCCGCUUCGCCUCGCCUCGCUUGGCCUCUCCGUUCCUCAGGUCUGGCCUUUCCUUCUGUUGCACUACUGAGGUCCAGCUCUUUCCCUCCACCUUCCCGACGUCACCAAUGCGACCAUGGGAACUGGUAGUGAAUAGGCGGCCACCCUCAGCCCCCUUCAACCAGCGCCGAUUCGCCGGGGGACCUUGCAGUGCCCCAGCACACCUCAGGAGAAGCCCCCCUGCCCGGCGCCACUGGGGACGACGUGAUCGCCCUUUGCCCAGCUUCUUCACCCAGGAUGAAAGCUUCCUGUCGACGGCAUUCCCCCCCCAGCUGCAGCCUCAGCACCUCUCCAUAGAGGAGCCUCGCGCCUUUGCCCUCGCCAGCACAUCACCCCGAAUGCUCCAUCCGGCUGCCCAGCAGACCCCAUUCAUGGUUGAUCUCCACGACCAGGUGCACCAGGGGGCUGUCCCUCUGUCCUACACAGUCACCACAGUAACAACCCAAGGCUUCCCCCUCCAUACGGGCCAGCAUAUCCCUGGGUGCAACACGCAGCAGCUCCCAGCAUGCUCCGUGAUGUUCAGCGGGCAGCACUACCCGCUCUGCUGCCUCCCACCCCCACUGAUCCAGGCGUGUGCCAUGCAACAGCUCCCCGUCUCCUACCAGGCGUUCCCCCCCCUCAUCUCCAGUGACCAUUAUAUCCUGCAUCCACCACCACCAGGGCCCCCCCACCAAGCCACCCACAUGGCACCACUGGGCCAGUUUGUCCCCCUCCAACCCCAGCACCCUCGAAUGCCCUUGCAGAGGAUAGACAAUGAUGUGGAUCUUCGAGGGGAGCAGCACGCCAUUGGGAGCUUCACGUACCCUGCCUCCCAUCACACCCCAGCCCUCUCCCCUUCUGUCCCCCUGCAUUAUCUCCCUCAUGAGCCCCUGCAUCAGGAACUGCCAUUUGGUGUGCCAUACUCUCAUAUGAUGCCCCGGAGGUUGAGCACCCAGAGAUACCGACUACAGCAGCCUCUGCCCCCACCACCCCCACCACCGCCACCGCCUCCCCCCCCACCAACCUAUUACCCCAGCUUCCUGCCAUACUUCCUCUCGAUGCUUCCCAUGUCCCCAACAGCCGUGGGCCCCACGAUCAGCCUGGACCUAGAUGUGGAUGAUGUGGAGAUGGAGAAUUAUGAGGCAUUACUGAACCUGGCAGAGAGGCUGGGAGAGGCCAAGCCCAGGGGACUCACCAAAGCCGACAUAGAACAACUUCCGUCCUACCGAUUCAACCCUGAGAGCCACCAGUCAGAGCAGACGCUGUGUGUCGUCUGCUUCAGUGACUUUGAGGCCCGGCAGCUUCUCCGAGUCCUCCCUUGUAACCACGAGUUCCAUGCCAAGUGUGUGGACAAAUGGUUAAAGGCAAACAGGACCUGCCCUAUCUGCCGGGCAGAUGCCUCCGAAGUACACCGGGAGGCCGAGUGAGCUCGGUCCCACAGCCCUGGAGGCCCAGAGAAUCUUGGGCACGUGGCCCAGGAGUGGGGGAGGGGCCCAGCUCUGUUACCAUCCCCCCUUGUUCCCCUGGAGCCCCCUCCUUGGAUUGGCUAAGAAGCCGGACAGCGUCAGACCCUGGACUCCCAUCCACUCUGGGCCAGGCCAGGCCACAGCCACCUGUGCCCCCAGAGCGGGGUCUGGGCUCUGGCCAGUCCUGUCCUUGAGGAGAAGAGCUGCUACCCACAUGUUUACCAGCCUCCAAAGACUCCUCCCACCUCUUCCCGCCCACUGCUGCCACUGCCGCCACUGCGGGGCUGCCUCAGUAUUUGAAACUCAGUGGAGUUUCCUGCUUGGGUCUGUCUCAUUUUGCCUCUUGUUUCUCCCCUCCGCUGCCCGGCUCUCCCCUCCCUCCCUCAGGGCAGGACAGGGCAGGACAUCCUCAGAUAUCUGGAGGCUGCUGCCCCUCCCCACCCCUGGCUGGCUUCUCCUUCCCCUUUCCACCAGAGAAGCACCUGGUUUCCUCCCUCCUUUCUUCUUGCAAAGAAUGCAAGAGAUCAUGGAGAAACUGGUGGCCAGAUGGGGCGCUGGCCGCCCCUUCCCCCACCCCCAAGCAUCGACAGACAGGUGUGCUGGUCGGGCCCACAGGGAAUAGGGCCUGAGCUAGUGUGCCAGGGUCAAUGCCACUGGGUUCCUGUCUGCCCCAAUGAACUUUCUUUUGCACUGAAAUGGGGUUGAUUCUGGCCAGCUCUUGCCUGCCUGAUUUCUAUGGACAAGAGAGGAUGGGUUUAGAAAUCUCUUGAUUCUCUCUUGGCCUUGGGGCAGGGCAGUAUUGGAACAGUCAGGGGAACACUUCCCCACUCCCUGCACCAGCCACAGGUCUGGAGGAUUCCCUCCUCCCCCAGUGACCUCCAUCUGUCAUGGCCUUGGGUCUGGAAAGGAGAAGUCUGUUCUCACCCAUCUUCCCACCUCCCCUGGGCCCUUGGGUUGGGGCAGGAAGGUCCUCAACACCUUCCUCACCCCUAGGAAUACCCAGUUGGGAGAUGGGGAAAGGGAGGAGAUGGGUAGGUACAGGAGGGUUGAACAUCAUCUUCAUACCCUCAUCAUCUCCCCAAUGCUACAUUCCAGCCCAUCCUGGCCUCGAAACCCUCCCCCCAGCUCCAGGGCAGUAGAGAAUCCAGGCUGGCUCUGGAGACAGCUGGAAAGAUUGUCCAUCUUGGGGCAACCAACAAACAGCAAAGCACUGUAGUGGAGGGGAGGUCUUCUCCCUCCUCUCAAGGUGAACCAGGGGGAUUUCCCCUCUCCCCAGGAGAAUGGAUGCCCUGGACUUGUCCCUGAAUGGGAAUGGUGCAUGGGGAGGGCUACCCAAUGCAGGGGCCUUGGCAGCUCCUUCUGGAUGUGGAAAAGGGGGUGCAAGGCAGGGGCAGGAGGAGAGACGAGAGCUGUCCCCCAGCUCCCAGAUUCUCCCCAGCCUGUUUGCAUGAUGUGUUAAGCAGCAGUUUGUGUUUUGUUUUGUUUUUUUUUUUUUUCCAAAAUCGUGUGUGGGGUGUUUUUUUGUUUGUUUCUUUGUUUCCCCCCAUUUUUGUUUCUUUUGGGGUUUAAAACAAAAACCAAGUGUUAGCAUUAGUGCAGGGAAGAUGAGGAGGAGGCCCUACCCCUAACCCUGUAACCUGUGUAAAUGUUCACCAAUAACAUGCAUGCGUGUGCGCCCAGGCCAGCCUAACCCAGCCCAGCCAACUGUGGGGCAGGCACGGAACAUGGGGGGCCAGGGCAGGGUGUCUAUGCUCAGCCAAUAACUGCCAUGCAUUGUACUGCACAUGUCCACAGACGCCUGACCAGGACCCAAAGCCGUUCCGGGCAUUUUAUUCUCCUUUUCCCCUCUUUUAACAUAGCCAGGGUGGAGAAAAUGAGGAGUGAAGGUAGAGGUGAGCCAGGCCCUGGGGAGAGAAGGCUCAGUGAUUGAGAUUCAUAGCUCACCAAGAGGCCCUCCUCCCCCAGCAAAAUCAGGCCUGUAGCUCCCAGAAGCCCCAUUGUCAGGAGGGGUGAGAUAGCUCAGCUUCCCUCCAGGGGAAGCAGGGAAGAAAACCCAACUUGCCCCUCUUCUUGGGGUGGGAAAGUAUCUCUCCCCAUUCUGAGGCAGGAGUCUUGUCUCCCUUCUGGCUUAGGGGACCAUCUUUGAGGAACAGCAUGGUGCCUCCAGGGGCUCCCUUUGAUGGGUCCUCCACAGCAGCCAACCCAGCCCCAACCUCAGUCCCACCUCCACCUCCCCCAGCUCACCAGGACACCACCUGCAAAUCAAACUGGGUGUAGGGCCUGGCACAUCCGAGCAGGCUGUUCCCCUCAGCCUCCCCUUCCCCAGGCUCCUGUUGCCUCAGGAAUGGCCCAAACACCGAGUUCUCUUAAACACAGUGGCCCUCCCCCUUGGCCUGGGUGGGGUCCCCAUCUGCUGUGCCCCAGAACUCUCUGGGACCAGCUCCUCUCCUCUCCCUACCCCCACCGCUUGCCACAGAGAACCCAAAGUCUUACUGUAUAUAUUACGCCAGGUGACAUUUCUAUAUUUAUAGCCAACAGUGUUGAGAAACCCAUCUGUUUCACUUCUCCCCCCCGACCCCCACCCUGGACCCUGAAAGGUGAGCCUCUCACGGAGUCUAACCCACCCACCCCUUCCCUGCCCCCUUACGGUUCCCUGGCAGGCGGAUCGAAAGGCUCACAGCUCCUGGGCUGCAGAAUUUAUCCUGAUGAGCAGCUAGAAAAACAAAACAAACAAAAAAAACUUAAAAAGAGAUCCUUGAAAAAGAGAAAAAAAAAAAAAAGAAAAACCAAUAUUUAGGAUGUUUGUGAUUUGCUGACCGCGCUGUAGAUGCCACUGUUACCAAUGAUUUCCUGUGGUGGGGAUGGUGCAUUGUUUACUGUUUUUAAGUUCUCGCACCCCUGGGCCUGGCGGCUGAGGGCCAGCCCCUCUGCCCAUCCGCCCCGCCUAGGGCCCGUGUUCUGUGUUAGAAAGUUUUUAUAUAUAUAUAUAAAUACCUAUAUAUAUAUAUAAAUAUAUAUAUAUAUAAUUUUUUUUGGCUCUGUUACUUGCACAUUUUACAGUUACCUCAUUUUCCCCAUGUAUGUAUUUGAAAAAAAAUGCUAAUAUAUAGAGAAAAAAAUGGUUCUUAAAAGCUCUAAACGUGUGGUUUCGAUUUUGUUCUCUUCCAUUCCAUUGGACCCAUCCUGGUUUGUAGCAUUUACCAUAACUAGUAUGUUGUAUUAUAUAUGUGGAUACUGAUUGAAAUUUUUAACAGAUUUGUACUUUUUUUAAAAGGAAAGUUGCUAGUUCUGCUUGACCAAGUAGUGCAAUCAUUAUUUUUUUUAAUGUUGUGGCUGAUUUAACAGGGAUAUUCACUAAUAAAUGUAUGAUGUAUACCAAUACAGA